AGACUCCUUCAAGGAUCUGAUCGUCGUGCGGCUCAUUCGCCGAAGAUUCGAAAUAUGACAUACUUUGCUCUAAACAGAUAUGUACGAUGUUAACGCGAUGUCGGGAUGAGACUCCCGCCUAUGGAGCUCUCUCAUGUGUAUGGUGCUCGGAAGACGACCCUUCACAUGUCAAAGCGAGCUCAAUGCACGAAUCAGGACUUGCCUCAAUCACCGAGAAUCUGGACGUUACACUCAGGCAUCUUCGACACAAGAGAAAACCGCGAUCUGUAUGGAUAGACGUACUGUGCAUCAACCAAGCGAACAAUAAAGAGAAGGGCACUCAAGCGGCCAAUAUGGGCACCGUUUUUGCGACAGCCAACUGUGUGAUAUCGUGGCUAGGACCCGAAGAGAAUAACAACAACAAGGCAAUAGCACUAUUGCAGAAAGUGGCACAACAUCUAGAUGUGGACUGGCGAACAUUUACCAUGCGUCGCCAUACAGACGAAACCGCAGGAAGACUACGUCUCCUUACUCGCUGGAAACUGAGAUGACACAAAAUACAAACGAUCGAACUGACAGAAGAAAGCGGGGCGCUUCCUUGGACGAUCGGGGAAUGUAGGUCAGUUCCACUUCUUACUUGCGCGUCCUUACUUUCGAAGAGCCUGGAUAGUACAGGAAAUUCGGUUAGCAGAACGCGUUGUGUUCCAACGCGGCUACGCAACCUUUCAAGAAGAUGAUUUGUGGAAGAUCAUUGGUUCG
Messenger RNA from Macroventuria anomochaeta, 738 nucleotides. RefSeq names its product HET-domain-containing protein. Lineage: Eukaryota; Fungi; Ascomycota; Dothideomycetes; Pleosporales; Didymellaceae. The record is from RefSeq and is a predicted model, not a curated record. Bases 87 to 530 code for a protein of 147 amino acids. The transcript has 2 exons.